AUGGUAGAAGAACAAAAGAAGGAAGAAGAAAUGAAGAAGGAAGAAGAACAGAAGAAAGAAGGGGAUCAGAAAGUUGGAAUAGAAGAACCGGUGCUGAAAGAAAAUGAGGUGCUCAUGAAGUUAAAAUGUCAAGAAAUAGAAUUGAUGAGCAGCCUGGCACAGGAGGAGAAGGCUGCAGAACCCUGGUUUGAUUCCGCACGUCGCACGGUCGUUUCGCAAUCGAUUUGGUGUCAAAUCCGGGACCUACAAAACAUUGAUGAGAUAAAUGAUUUUGCGAAAUGGCUUCUUGAAAUUGGUGAAGGCAAUCUCGGUGAUGGUAACAAUGGCGAUUCAACUAUAGAAAUACCAAACGAUCUUUUAAUCAUUGAUUCAAUUGAUCCAAUUCAAAGCUUGAUUGACUUUGUAUAUCCGUCAGUUCUUCACCGUUUUAAAGAUCGUGACUACUUUUCAGAAAGAGCCAUACUUGCUCCUAAAAAUGAAGUUGUACAUGGUAUCAAUGAUCGUUUGCUUGCAUUAUUUCCCGGUGAAGAAGUAGAGUAUCUUAGCUCAGAUAGUCUAUGCCCAACUGAGGAAAUUAAUGAUCCAUUACACCAAGAUUUGUAUAAUCCUGAUGUGUUAAAUAGUGUCAUUGUUUCUGGCUUACUCAAUCAUAGAUUGGUGUUAAAGUUGGGUGUUCCAGUCAUGCUUUUGAGGAACAUUGAUCAGCAAAAUGGUUUAUGCAAUGGUACGUGUCUUCAGAUUACACGUCUUGGUAAACGUGUUAUCGAGGCUGAGAUACUAUCGGGAGGUAAUGUUGGUUCAAGAACUUACAUACCCAGAAUUAGCAUGAUACCGUCGGACAAGAAAAUACCCUUCAAGUUUCAACGAAGGCAGUUUCCAAUAACCGUAUGUUUUGCCAUGACUAUUAACAAAAGUCAAGGACAGUCUCUUUCCAGAGUUGGUCUGUACCUAAGAGACCCCGUUUUCUCACAUGGCCAACUUUAUGUUGCGUUGUCGAGAGUAAAGACCAGAGAUGGCGUGAAGCUUUUAAUAUUUGACAAAGAUGGAAGGCCAACGAAUACAACUGCAAAUGUUGUUUACAAAGAAAUAUUUGGAAAACUGUAG
This is a messenger RNA of Helianthus annuus (common sunflower), 1104 nucleotides long. Its product is annotated as ATP-dependent DNA helicase PIF1-like. Lineage: Eukaryota; Viridiplantae; Streptophyta; Magnoliopsida; Asterales; Asteraceae. The transcript has 3 exons. Bases 1 to 1104 code for a protein of 367 amino acids. The record is from RefSeq and is a predicted model, not a curated record.